Populus trichocarpa (black cottonwood) is the source of this 4021-nucleotide messenger RNA. Its product is annotated as formin-like protein 5. The record is from RefSeq and is a predicted model, not a curated record. Bases 701 to 3634 code for a protein of 977 amino acids. Gene Ontology annotation, molecular function: actin filament binding. The transcript is spliced from 7 exons. NCBI's taxonomy places the organism in Eukaryota, Viridiplantae, Streptophyta, Magnoliopsida, Malpighiales, Salicaceae. Gene Ontology annotation, biological process: actin nucleation; actin cytoskeleton organization.
GCGUCCAUCUAGCUCUUCUUUCUCGCUCUUUCUAUCUUUUAAGUUUUAUCUCAAGAAGCCCACCAACAUCAAUCAACAAGUUUCAAAAGAAUAAGGUUUCAUUGCAAUAAAAAAAGUGAAAAUUUACAAUUCAUCUUAAAUUCUUUGUCAUCUCUUACUUUUCAAUGAAACCUUAUUGAAGAAAGAGAGAGACAAAAAAGAAAAAUUCACCGUUUUCCAGGUCAACAACAUUGUCUAUUCAUGCACAGCCGACGUUCCUUUUGAGCUUCAUUUGAUUGGAUCUAGUCAAAAUCUAACACCCUUUUGUUUUUCUUACCAAAUCUCCUUCACAUUUUGGAUUCUCUACGUAUGUCACAGGUCCUAAAUAAGGCUCGUUUCUGUAAAUUCUUUGUGGGUUUCGCUGUUUAUGUUAUUUGAUUCUAGUUUUUGGCCUGUUUGAGGAGAUAUAUUCUGAGUCUUGUUUGGUGAAUUGAGUUUUGAUUCCAAGUUUGAAUUUUUAGGCAAAAACUUUAUCUGGGUUUUUGAGAAUUAGUAUCUAGAUUUUGGUGGUUGGGUUGUGUCAAGAGGCUUGUCUUGAUAAAAGUUGAAUUCAGUCAAAAGCUUGAAGCUUCUUGGGUUGGUUUUGUGUUAUGAAGGUGUUGUAAGGGUUUUGAUCCUUCUACCAGGGGUUUAACUAUUGAUGAAAUGAGAAGGAUAUUUCAUGCUUACAAGGAUGAAUCAACAACUAGUGGUUCAUAUGAAGUCAAGUUGUUUCAGUUUCUUGGUGAUUCUGCUAUGUGCAACGGUGGUGGUGAGCUUGGAUUACAGAGGAAGGACAGAGGAAGUGUUUUUGAGGCAAUUAGUUAAUCCAGCAACUGGAGAUGUUGAUAAGGACACGGCAGAGCUACUAUGCAUCAUUUGCAAAGUAGAUUUGAUUCGUCUGAAGGAAGCUGGUGGAAAUCCUAACUUCUUUUUACCAGAGGAAACAUUUAGUGGGGCCGAUGAACUUAGCUCAAAGGGCUGGUCAGUGGCAAAAGAAAACAGUCAGAGAUUGAUUAAAGUCCUGCAUCCCCAGUUAAAGGAAACUCUUUUAGAUUGUAUAAGAAAGAACAGUUUUCUGUUCCAUGUUUCUGGAGAUGAAGGUGGCGCAGAUAUUUAUCACUCAACUUCUCUAAAUUCAUUAUUUCAUAGGCAUGCUGGUGCAAGAAGGAAUUUGCUUCAGAGCAUUGCAGAGGCUCCAGCCCCAGCGCCUGCUGUUGGAUCCCUGAUUCCUAGCCCUGCACCAGCUCCAGAUCUGGCUCUUUCUCCGGUUUCCACUCCAAACCCUGCCCCUUCACCGCAGGAGCUAUUUUUUCCUCGACUAUCACCGCCUCCUCUCAGUCUCAGCGAAAACUCUUCUGGAGGUCUAACUUCUGGUCCAAGUGUUGAGCCAGAUAAUGGAAAAAAUAACAAUAAAACAGUUCUCAUUGCAGUACUUGUGACUGCUGCAGUGACAUUUGUUCUUGCAGCAUUGUUCUUCUUGUUCUGUACUGCGGUUUGUAGGAGAGGAUCUGGUGCGGGACGAAAUGAUGAAAGGCCCCUUCUUAGCAUAAGCUUAAGUGACUAUUCUGUUGGUUCCACACAUAAAACUUUUGGUUUAGGAAAUUCUAUCAAAGAAGAAAAGCUCGGUCAUCAAUCUUUUGGUAAUAUAUCAAACCAUGAGAAAAGGGGAUCAUCUUUCGAGAGCAAUUUUUAUAACUCUGAUGCUCAGAAUGUAUCGUUAGAUGAAAGGCUGUCGUUAGGAGUUGUUAGUGGUGCUGCCAAAUUCUCUACUGACAACAAGAUGAACAUACUUGUACCACCUCCACCAGGAAGGACAGGCAGCAACCCUUUUCUGAAGCCUCCCCCUGGAAGGGCAGAACCGCUUCCCCAUGAACCCCCUGCUAAUCUCAGGCCUCCUCCCAGUAGGGCUGGUCCUACUCCUUCCCCUCCCCCUCCCCCUCCCCCUCCUGCACCACCUGCCCCUGCAAAAUCAUCCAGUAGUGUGCCCCUUCCUCCCCGUGGUUCACCUCCUCCACCACCUAUUGCUCCGGGAGUGAAACCUGGUCCACGCCCUCCACCACCUCCAACUGGAGGUUCCGCUCCUCGACCACCACCACCAAUGCCCCCAGGUCCAAAGGCUCCUCGACCCCCUCUUGGAUCAAAGCGUCCUUCCAAUAGUGCAUCUAGUGAAGGAGCUGGUUUGGGGGAUGAUGCUGAUGCUGAUGCUCCUAAAACCAAACUAAAGCCAUUUUUCUGGGAUAAAGUUCUAGCCAACCCUGAUCAUUCAAUGGUUUGGCAUCAGAUUAAAUCAGGAUCAUUCCAGUUCAAUGAGGAAAUGAUAGAAACCCUAUUUGGAUAUGCACCUGAUAAAAACAAAAAUGAACACAAGAAAGAGUCUUCUUCUCAAGAUCCUUCACCCCAGUAUAUUCAAAUACUUGAUCCGAAAAAGGCACAAAAUUUGUCUAUUCUUUUGCGGGCACUGAAUGUGACAAUAGAGGAAGUCUGUGACGCACUUCGUGAAGGAAAUGAGCUUCCUGUAGAGCUUCUUCAAAAUUUGUUGAGGAUGGCACCCACAGCAGAUGAAGAACUGAAGCUUAGGCUCUACAGUGGUGAACUUUCUCAACUUGGGCCUGCUGAGAGGUUCCUAAAAGCAUUGGUUGACAUACCAUUUGCUUUUAAACGACUGGAAGCCCUGCUUUUCAUGUGCAUUCUACAGGAAGAGGUUGCUACCACUAAAGAGUCUUUUGAAACCUUAGAGGUUGCUUGCAAGGAACUCAGAAAUAGUCGGUUGUUCCUCAAGCUUCUAGAAGCUGUUCUUAAAACAGGCAACCGAAUGAAUGAUGGUACAUUUCGUGGCGGUGCACAAGCAUUCAAGCUUGACACACUUUUGAAAUUAUCUGAUGUAAAGGGAAUAGAUGGGAAGACUACUCUCUUACACUUUGUUGUUCAGGAGAUAAUUCGCUCAGAAGGUGUGAGAGCUGCUCGUGCUGGACGAGAGAGCCGGAGCAUCUCCAGUGUCAGUGUAAAAACAGACGAUCUCCUUGAGGACAUUUCCCCUGAUACAGAAGAUAACUAUAGCAGUCUUGGUCUUCAGGUUGUUUCUCAAUUGAGCAGUGAACUAGAAAAUGUCAAAAGAGCAGCGGUUGUGGAUGCUGACAGCUUAACAGGAUCCGUGGCUAAACUUGGGCAGUCAGUGGUAGUAACCAGAAAUUUCCUGAAUAAAGACAUGAAGAAUUUAGAGGAAAAUAGUGGAUUCCAUGAAACAUUAAAAAGUUUUGUGCAGAAUGCUGAGGUUGAUAUCAUGUCCCUUCUGGAAGAAGAAAAAAGAAUUGUGGCUCUGGUGAAGAGCACUGGUGAUUAUUUCUAUGGGAAUGCCGGGAAAGAUGAGGGUUUACGAUUAUUCAUCGUUGUACGAGACUUCUUAAUAAUAUUAGAUAAGGUAUGCAAAGAGGUGGGAGAGGCACAAAAGAGGUCAGCAAAAACACGGAAAAAAGAGGCGUCAACUUCAUCAACUGCAUCAUCUCCCUCUCAUAAGCACCAGCAACCCUCGCCUGAUAUUCGACAGCGGCUAUUUCCAGCAAUUGCAGAGCGACGAAUGGGAGAUUCUAGUUCCAGUUCAGAUGACGAGGGUUAAUCUGAAAGAGGUUGCUGAUAUCAUGGGAGUGUAAAUUACCCUUCAAGUCAUUUGGUGGUGGUAUCCACAUUUGGAGGGAAUCGUGGGGAAUUGCACGAAAGCUGCCAAAUUGCGUUCACACAUGGAGACCAAAUUGCAAUUUCAGCAGAUGGAUUAAUGGAGCUGAAAACAGAUAGUAAAUUAAGCCAGCAAUUUCAGUCGGGGCUCAGUGGAUUCACGUUUCAAAAUCCCUUAAAUGAAUUAACUUGUGCGUUGGUAGCAGUUAGGUGUAUUGAUGUUUGUUCUUCUUCCAUUCGAAAUUCUUUGUUCAAACAAGAUUGAUUCUUUUUGUAGAAUUUGGAUGUCAAUAGUGGAGCAAUUAGAUUGGAAAUUACAAUCGCAUAAAAA